Messenger RNA from Leptonychotes weddellii (Weddell seal), 1271 nucleotides. The record is from RefSeq and is a predicted model, not a curated record. NCBI's taxonomy places the organism in Eukaryota, Metazoa, Chordata, Mammalia, Carnivora, Phocidae.
AUGAAUUUUGGAGAAAUUCGAGGGCUAACAGACAUCACACCAGAUGACGUGAUGGAGGAUAUGGGCCGUGAAACUAAAGCAAAUGGCCGAAGAAGGAUUGGUAUCACAUGGAAACAUUCUCAGAGGAAUGAAAAAGCAAACCAGACAGAAAUUACGAUGUAUUUCCGCCAAGUUACACCCAGCGUGCCUGCCUCUCCCGCCUGCCCUCCCACCUCGUGCGCCUGUUGGCUUCGGCCACCCCGGAGGCCGCCGCCGCCUCAGCCCACGCCACAUGAAGACAUGAGGAUGAAGACCGUUAGGAUGAUCCGCUUGCACUUAAUGAACAAUUGUGGGACAGCACCACUUGCAGAUGCAUUGGAAGGGUCUCGGAUAAUAGGCGGCACAACAGCUCAAACUGGCGCAUGGCCAUGGGUAGUUAGCCUACAGAUUCAAUCAGGCAAAAUUCUGGCUCAUAUAUGUGGGGGAAGCUUAGUGAAAAAUAAGUGGGUCCUCACAGCUGCCCACUGCACUAAAGACAUUAGAGAUCCUUUAAUGUGGAGAGUUGUGAUUGGAACUAAUAGUAUAAAAGGGCAUCAUCCACACUCCAAGAAGAUGAAAGUUAAAGCAAUCAUUAUCCAUCCAGACUUCAAUUUGGAAACUUAUGUAAAUGAUAUUGCACUAUUUCAUUUAAAAAAAGCAGUGAGGUAUACUGACUAUAUUCAGCCUAUUUGUCUGCCUUUUGAUGUUUUCCAAAAACUGGACCAAAACACAAAGUGUUUUAUAAGCGGCUGGGGAAGAACAGAAGAAGGAGGUAAUGUUACAGAUGUGUUACAGGAAGCAGAAGUGCAUUAUAUCUCUCGAAAGAUUUGCGAUUCUGAGCAGAGUUAUGGGAAAAUUAUUCCUAACACUUCAUUUUGUGCAGGUGAUGAAGAUGGGAUUUUUGAUACUUGCAGGGGUGAUAGUGGUGGACCAUUAAUGUGCUACUUACCAGAACAUAAACGAUUUUUUGUAAUGGGAAUUACCAGUUACGGAUAUGGCUGUGGUCGAAAAAAUUUUCCUGGUGUCUAUUGUGGGCCAUCCUUCUACCAAAAGUGGCUGACAGAUCACCUCUACCAGGCAAGCAAUAAAGGCAUAUUUAACAUAAAUAUUCUACUUGGACAGGUCCUUGUAGCCUCAGGUUCUGUUGUCUUACUAGCAAUUCCACAAUGAAAUUCUGAAGAAUCUUUAUUUUGUGUUGUGUCCCUCUCCAUGUUCUACAUAAUGAGUAUCAUUUAUUCUUUUGGUAAAUAAUU